Oikopleura dioica is the source of this 1278-nucleotide messenger RNA. The record is from the annotation of a GenBank genome assembly. Lineage: Eukaryota; Metazoa; Chordata; Appendicularia; Copelata; Oikopleuridae.
AUGUCUGAAUGGAGACUAGCUAGAAAAUCAUACAAGUUCGAUCAUCCGAAAAUAUCGAACAAAGAAGCUGAAGAGACAUUUAGAGAAAACCUCAUAGAAUAUGAAAAAGAAGAAAAUCCAACGACGAUUCUGAAUUUUUGGUCAGGAGGACUUCCUCGUUUGCAAAAAAUCUCGAAGCAUUGUGGAGGAUGCUGGCUCACCAAUGACAAACACGUUGAGUACACCGCCGAUGCGAUCAUUUUCGAUCAUACAAGAUACAGAAAAAACCUGGAGGUGGAAACUGGAGUUAUGCCGGAUUUCGUCAAUAGAAACACGGAUUCACAAUACUGGGUUUUCUGGCCGAGAGAAUCAGCUUCCAAGGGAAUCGAAAAAGGAACAAAUCAUAAGCUUGUCAAAGAAAUUCACGAUUGGGACGGCGCUUUCAAUCUCACAGCUUCUUGCAGACUGGAUAGCGAUGCAAUCCGCCCCUACGGAAAUAUGAAUCUUCUUCUAAAGAAUUAUGUCGGAAAGUCUCAAGAAGAAAUUAUCCAAAGUAUCAUGGCAAAGAAACAAUACAACAACGGAAAACACACAGCGUGGAUGGUCUCUAACUGUGAUAAAACUAAUGGAGCAGUGGCUCGCUGGGAACUUGGACAGCAACUCAUUAGAUCAGGACUUAAACUUGACGGCUUUGGCAGUUGCUUUGACAAUAACAUCAACGGAAACCCAUGGCAAGUGAAAGAUCUUGAGACAGAAGGAGCCAUCGGAAAAUAUAAAUUCUAUCUAGCGUUUGAAAACUCACUUCACUGCAAUGGCUACAUAUCCGAGAAAUUUUGGCGAAAUUCACUUUUAACGGGAGCGGUUCCAGUUGUCUAUGGACCAUACAGAGCUGAUUUAGAGGCAGUGGCGCCGAAAAAUUCAUACAUUUUCGUUGAAGACUUCAGCAGUCCUAAAGAACUAGUCGAUUAUCUUGACUAUCUGGAUCAAAAUGACACUGCUUAUGCCGAGUACCAUCACUGGCGAAGCGAAACAGAAAUGGAAAGAAAUGGGAGCAUGAUGACCCACGAUGACGAAAUGAUCUGCCAGCUUUGCCAGAAAAUAAACGAGCGUAAAUCUCUUGGCUAUCCAAAAAGGAUGAUCAGAAGUGUCGCCAGUUGGUGGUGGUACAAUGUUCACGAUGAAAAGUGCACUGAAGGAUUUGACCUGCCGAAAUGGAUCACUUCUUACCCGCCACAGACGAUGGAAGAUACCUACGAUGAAAUGAAGGGAAAUCUGCUCGAAAAAUCGGGUCCAAGAUGA